Messenger RNA from Auanema sp. JU1783, 960 nucleotides. NCBI's taxonomy places the organism in Eukaryota, Metazoa, Nematoda, Chromadorea, Rhabditida, Rhabditidae. The record is from the annotation of a GenBank genome assembly.
AUGUUGCCUCCUGUACGUAGAUCCGAACGGUUGAAAGGAAAGACGGUUGAUUACUCGGUGUAUUUCAAGAACGUAACAUUGAAAUCGUAUAGAAAUUUCUAUGAUAGUUUGUACUACUGGAAAGAGAAGCGUAAUUCACCUCAUCAAAGAAGUACAAGACGGAAGCCGAGACAGCAUGACGGAAAUUCCACAAGACGUUCUAGAAUUAGCACCGACACCAGUCCACCUAUAAAUCCAAUUGAUAGAGUUAAACAGACUAUUACUAAGUUAACCACAAAAUGUAAAACGAAAGGAUUGAUGAGCAGUAUUCUUGGAAAGAAAUUUACAUGUUCAACUCCAUUUCUAGUCAGAUCAAGAGAUGGUAGUAACACGAGCCCACCUUCGAGUAGUAAAAACGAUGACUAUUUCGCUCAUAUUUCUCCGAUCAGCCCUGGACAAAGCUGCGACUUGAACGUUUCCGUGAGUGAUGUGAUGGACAUCAGCCAACAGUUCGCCGGAAUGAGAAAGAAAACUAGGAGAAAUCUAACUUCUAUAGCUGAAGAAGUUAAAGGAAGACCACUUGCCGAAGAAGAGUUAGAUGAGCUUCAGACAACAAUACGAGAUUUGGAUCUGAGUGGCUUUUACAGUAACAACGAAAUGGAAAGCCGUACCAGAACUCCUGUGCGACAGAUAUUUGUGGCAAAGCCCAUAGAUCUGGACUCAAUCGGAAACACACCGAGGUCAUCUGUUUUUACAUUUGAAAAUAAUGGGUUAAGUCCUCAAUCCAUACGUUAUGCAAGAUAUGUUGAACGCCAAUACAUUCGUCGGAAUACAUAUAACCCUGAUAAACCGUUAAGUGCAACACGUACUUCUUCGAGUAACACUAAAACUUUGAAAAUGCUUGAUACAACUUAUACUAACGUCAAAAAAAUGUUGCGAACACGAAGAAGUUCCGAUUCUUAUGAAGAAGAUAGUGAUUAA